UAAAAAGACCCGUUAACGUCCUACGCACCACGGCACACGGCAGGCGUUGCCUCUUUGGGUGGACCUUAGGACUUUCAGGAGUGUCAUGAGGAGGGAAUUGGAUUCAAAUGGCUGAGUUGACUCAGGCCGAGGUUUACUCCCCGAGAACUCAGCAAGUAUGGAGGGCACUCUUGUGUUGGCUUGCCUCCCUCUUCCAGAUCUUCUUUCAGAUUAUUAGAGCCCUCGCUCACUACCCUUUACUCUCUUUUUCGUCGUCUUCAUCUUCUUCCCCUUCCUUCAAGCCUUUACCCUCAGUUGAGCUCCAGGAGCAGUAUGAUUUGCCGUUGGAUUCCGCCCUUUAUGCUGCAACUGAUUAUUCCGCCGCUGACGAUCAACCCCUUCAAAAACUCACGGUAGUGCUAGACUUGGAUGAAACACUUGUAUGUGCAUAUGAGACGUCAAGUUUGCCAGCUGCAGUUCGUGCUCAAGCAACUGAAGCUGGUUUAAAUUUGUUUGAGCUUGAAUGUGUAACACCAGACAAGGAUGGAGAAGGAAAACCGAAAAUCAAUUACGUGACAGUAUUUGAACGGCCCGGGUUGAAAGAAUUCUUGAAGCAACUUAGUGGAUUUGCUGACUUGGUGCUAUUUACUGCUGGUCUUGAAGGUUAUGCAAGACCACUUGUUGACAAAAUUGACAUGGAAAACUGGUUUAGUCUGCGACUUUAUCGGCCCUCAACAGUUAGCACGGAAUAUCGGGAACAUGUCAAAGAUCUAUCCUGCAUAACAAAUGAUCUAUGCCGUGUUGUUAUUGUUGACAACAAUCCCUUCAGCUUCUUGUUACAGCCACUGAAUGGAAUUCCUUGCAUUUCAUUUUCUGCUGGCCACCCCUACGACACACAGCUUCUGGAUGUCAUUCUUCCUCUUCUCAAGCAUCUCUCUGAGCAAAAAGAUGUGAGACCUGUCCUCUGCGAAAAGUUCCACAUGCCUGAAUGGUUUCAAAAGCAAGGCAUUCCAGCUUCCUGUUGGACAUCGUAGGACCAUAGCUGUUUGCAAUCAUUUAAAUUGCUUUUUUUUUUUUCCCCCCCCUUUGGAUUACAGUUAACUGUGUUGCUCCAGAAGUGGCCUCACAUUGGACGAACAGGUUUUGCGUAUAGCAUCAAUUUAUUUUUUGUGGGGUUCCACGGUUGUCUAAUGCUGCUUCUUGAAGCUGAAACAGCUGGCCACGUACGUAUUUAGGUUGCCAAGAUUGUGUUUCCCAUGUAACUUUGUUUAUAGGCUUGCGAUCUAUUGGAAUACAUCUUGUAACUCUGUUGUAUAAUAUUAUCAGAAAAAUAUUUUCUUAUUAUCUCA
This is a messenger RNA of Neltuma alba, 1328 nucleotides long. Its product is annotated as CTD nuclear envelope phosphatase 1 homolog. Lineage: Eukaryota; Viridiplantae; Streptophyta; Magnoliopsida; Fabales; Fabaceae. Gene Ontology annotation, molecular function: phosphatase activity. The record is from RefSeq and is a predicted model, not a curated record.